ACAAACGUUAAACGAAUAAAAGGAAAAGGACGUAUUUCAAAUGUUUUUUAAACGUUUCUAAACGUUUUUUUAUCACAAGAAACUUAUCUCUUAAUGUUUCUUCAAGUGAACAUUUUAACCGUUUUCAAGAGUCGGUUAUGAAACUUUUCGAAGAAACAUUUGUGAAACGCAUAUGUGCUAUCUGGUGAUUAUAUUGUAAAAAUGAAGAAAGUAUAUCUUGCUGCCAUAGCGGGAAAUCUGGGCAUGCUGUCAGUUGGCCAAUUUUUGGGUUGGUCGUCGCCAUCUUUGGCUAUAUUGAUGCAAGGGAAGGAUGAAAAAUAUCCUAUUCAUCUGACUCCGCAAGAAGUCGCUUGGGUUGCAUCUUUACCUGCAUUAGGUGGAAUUGGAGAUGCCAUUAUUUGUGCAGUCAUUAUAAAUAUCUUCGGUAGAAAAAAUAUCAUGUUAUUUACUCCCGUACCUUCGAUAAUCAGCUGGUUAAUGAUAGCUUUUGCAACAUCUUUGACAGAGCUGUAUAUAUCAAAGUUUACAGUCGGUUUGGCUAUAUGCAUCGCUUUCACAAUCACGCCGAUGUAUUUGGGCGAAAUUUCACCACCACACAUCCGCGGUAAUUUAACAUCCAUGUCAAUAGUCGCUUUGAACGGCAUAUUAAUGGAGUUUGUGAUAGGUCCAUUUUUAUCGGUACAAAAUCUCACUUUCGUGUCUUUGAUUGCGCCAUGUCUAUUUAUGCUUAUUUUCAUCUGGCUACCGGAGUCUCCAUACUAUUUGAUGCGUCGUAACGCCAAAGAGAAAUCCAUAAAUUCUCUCGUUCAAUUGAGAGGCAAAGAGGAUGUUUAUAAUGAAGCAUGUAAUAUCGAACAGUUCGUGAAAGCCAGUUUAGAUGAUAAAACUGAUUUUCGAGAACUUUUAUGCGUGCGAAGAAAUCGCAGAGCUUUAAUAAUACUAUUGUGCAUGGACGUGGCUCAACAAAUGAGCGGAUAUCAAGCAAUACUACAAUAUGCUCAAAUCAUCUUCGAGAUUAAUCUGGAGGGCAAAUACUUAACUAUGAUGUUGGGCAUCAUACAACUGAUAUUUACGAUCAUCUGUAUGUUCAUCACUGAUUACAGUGGUAGAAAAUCACUGCUGAUAAUCUCGUGCAUUGGUUCAGCAUGGUCAACCGCUAUGGUCGUAUUUCAGUCUGCAAUACAAUCAUAUACCAUAAAUACCAAAGACAUUACUUAGUUGCCCGCUAUAGGUGUCAUCACAUACAUAAUCAUGUUUUCCUUGGGCCUGUUCGGACCGUACACUUUGCGCAGCGAAAUAUUUCCUAUACAUGUGAAGGCACUUGGCAGCACGAUUGUUUUAAUAGCAACAAGUUUAGCGGCUUUUGUAGUGACAACAUCAUAUUUAGUCAUUGCCGAUAUUGCUGGCAUACAUGUACCGUUCUGAAUAUUUACUGCGUGCAGUUUCGCUGGUGCUUUAUUCAUAUACUUCUAUGUACCUGAAACCAAAGGCAAGACAUUCGAGCAGAUACAAAAACAAUUGCAAGGUUUAUCGGAGCAGUGAGAA
This is a messenger RNA of Camponotus floridanus (Florida carpenter ant), 1545 nucleotides long. RefSeq names its product facilitated trehalose transporter Tret1. Gene Ontology annotation, molecular function: transmembrane transporter activity. The record is from RefSeq and is a predicted model, not a curated record. Gene Ontology annotation, cellular component: membrane. Lineage: Eukaryota; Metazoa; Arthropoda; Insecta; Hymenoptera; Formicidae. Gene Ontology annotation, biological process: transmembrane transport.